AGUGUGUCGGGGAGGGCGGGAAGGCCGGGGCUCGCUAUGGCCGCCGGCUCUCGGGCUCAGGUCCGGCUCGACUCGGCCCUGAGCAGCGCCCCGACCGCGGCCGAGAGAGACCAACUCCUCCUCGAGUACGUCAGGAAGGUGGACGGCGGGGAAGCGGCCGUAAAGGCGCCCGAGUUCGAGGAAGGUCUGGAAUGGGUGAAUACUGAUGGACCUCUCUUGCUCCACAAAGAUCUCUAUGGUAAAGUAGUAGUGCUGGAUUUCUUCACCUACUGCUGCAUCAACUGUAUGCACAUCCUGCCUGAUCUUCAUGCCCUGGAACAAAAAUAUUCCAGUAAAGAUGGAUUGGUAGUGAUCGGUGUUCAUUCAGCAAAGUUUCCAAAUGAGAAGUUGCUUCAGAAUAUUCAGAAUGCCGUUCUUCGCUAUAAUAUUACACACCCCGUUGUGAAUGAUGCAGACGCAAAGCUUUGGCAUGAGCUCAACGUGACCUGUUGGCCAACACUAAUAAUCCUCGGCCCUCGUGGAAACAUAUUGUUCACUCUGAUUGGAGAAGGACAGAAGGAAAAACUUUUUUCAUUUAUUUCAGUUACGUUGAAGUACUACAAGGAAAAGGGAGAAAUUAGUGAUCAUGACAUCAAAUCCAAGUUAUACAGAGAUUCCUUACCACCUUCGCCAUUGCUCUUUCCUGGUAAAAUUGCAGUUGAUAAUUCUGGAGAUAGACUAGCAAUUGCGGACUCUGGGCAUCAUAGGAUUUUGAUAACCAAGAAAAAUGGAGGCAUUCUUCACUCAAUUGGUGGACCAGGGAGCGGAUGGAAAGACGGGAACUUUUUAGAAGCCAGUUUCAAUUCUCCUCAAGGGGUAUUGAUGAAGGACAGUAACAUCUAUGUUGCAGACACUGAGAACCAUGUGAUUAGAAAGAUUGAUCUUGUAAAUGAAAAGGUUAGCACGAUAGCUGGAGUUGGUGUUCAGGGAAUUGACAGGGAAGGUGGCAAGAUAGGAACAAAACAAUCAAUCAGCUCACCGUGGGAUCUGACUUCAGGCACCAGUGAUGAUGCUGAAGAUAGAAUUCUGUUCAUUGCCAUGGCAGGCACUCAUCAGAUAUGGGCUCUAUUUCUAGAAGAUGGAAAACUUCCAAAAGGAAGAAAUUACAAGAAGGAAACGUGCAUCUGCUUUGCUGGAAGUGGCAAUGAGGAAAACCGAAACAAUUCUUAUCCCCAUAAAGCAGGAUUUGCUCAGCCAUCGGGCCUGUCUCUCGCCCCGGAACCUUGGACCUGUCUCUUUGUUGCUGACAGCGAGAGCAGUUCAUUACGCUCUGUAUCACUGAAGGACGGUGCUGUGAAAAACGUGGUGGGAGGCGAAAGAGAUCCAUUGAAUUUGUUUGCUUUUGGAGAUGUGGAUGGUGUUGGAGUGAAUGCAAAGCUGCAGCAUCCCCUGGGAGUGGCUUGGAAUAAGCAGAGGGGUCUGCUGUACGCAGCAGAUUCUUACAACCACAAGAUCAAAGUCAUAGAUCCGAAAACAAAACAUUGUGCUACACUGGCAGGAACUGGUGAGGCCAGCAAUAUAAUUGGUCCCAGCUUCAGCCAGGCUACAUUCAAUGAACCUGGAGGUUUGUGCGUUGGUGAACAUGGAAAUGUGUUAUAUGUGGUGGACACCAACAAUCACCAGAUCAAAGUUCUUGAUUUAGAAACUCAGAUUGUCUCAGUGUUGCCAAUUACAGCCAAGGAUACCGUAGAUGCUGUGCUACCCGUAAAACCAAAGAAAGCUUCUCGGCGUCCGAAGACUGCAACCGCAGUGCGUUUAUCUCCAUUAGCAGUCUCUUCUGGUCUGACACUGCAGUUCAUUUUGAAAAUUGCCCUCCCGGACGGAGCCAAACUCACAGAGGGGGCACCGAGUUUCUGGGAACUCUCAGCUGAAGAUCACGAGUACCUGCUGGAGGGCCAGAAGAUCAACGGGGAAAUCGCUGACCUUGACAAUGUACCUGACAUAACCUUCACGGUCCCUGCUCCAGUACAGACAGACGAUUUUGUGCUGUCUAUAAACGUGUACCUCUAUUUUUGUAAUAAGAAUGAUAACACUUGCCUGAUGAAAGAAAUUUCGUUCAAACAGCCUUUAGAAUUACGGAACAAAGAUCAAGGAAUGUUUUCAAAAGUGGAGCUUUCUUUCAGCUUCUAAUGCCCCAUUUCUGCUGCACUGCCAAGAUUGGCAAAUACGGUUUAGGCUGAUAUAGGAAAUAUUACAUUGUGGGCAUGCCUUGCUGAGGUUAUGAUAAAGCGAUGUCAAUCCUAAUCAGUAAAUUUGGUGGGUCAGAGUAGAACGAGUCUUGUUCUGUUACUGCCAAAUGAGUUAAAUGGUUCUGACAAAAGGUCAGCGACCUGAAACGUUAACUCACUUUCCUCUCU
Molecule: messenger RNA, 2396 nt
Organism: Callorhinchus milii (elephant shark)
Lineage: Eukaryota; Metazoa; Chordata; Chondrichthyes; Chimaeriformes; Callorhinchidae
Gene: nhlrc2
Product: NHL repeat containing 2
Exons: 11
Coding region: 37-2169 (710 amino acids)
Molecular function (GO): protein binding
Source: RefSeq, a predicted model, not a curated record